CUCCCUCCCAAAAAACCUUCUCCAGUUGAGUAACUACACCUUUCCCACAUCGGAGGAGAGGAAGUUGUAUGCCUCCCUGCUUCCUGUGUUGCCAGCGCUUCAGUGUGUUAAAGAUGUAAAGAUGGCGGAGCUACAGAUGCUUUUGGAAGAAGAAAUUCCGGCAGGACGGAGAGCUUUGCUCGAUAGUUACACCAACCUCGAAAGAGUCGCAGAUUACUGCGAAAACAACUACAUACAGGCCGUAGAUAAACACCGAGCCCUCGAAGAAACCAAAGCGUACACAACGCAGUCGCUGGCGAGCGUUGCCUACCUGAUCAACACCUUAGCCAACAAUGUCCUACAGAUGCUGGACAUCCAGGCGUCCCAGCUGCGCCGCAUGGAAUCGUCCAUCAACCACAUCUCCCAGACGGUGGACAUCCACAAGGAGAAGGUGGCCAGGAGAGAGAUCGGCAUCCUGACCACCAACAAGAACACCUCCAGGACGCACAAGAUCAUCGCCCCCGCCAACCCCGAACGGCCCGUGCGCUACAUCCGCAAGCCCAUCGACUACGCCAUGCUGGACGACAUCGGCCAUGGAGUGAAGUGGUUGCUUAGAUUUAAGGUCAGCACCCAGAACAUGAAGAUGGGGGGUCUGCCUCGCACCACGCCGCCCACCCAAAAACCGCCAAGCCCCCCGGUGUCAGGAAAGGGAACCAUUGGGCGGCACUCUCCUUAUCGCACCUUAGAGCCGGUGCGCCCUCCUGUGGUCCCCAACGACUACGUGCCCAGUCCGACCCGCAGCGUGGCCCCCGCGCCACAACAGAGCCCAGUCCGCACCGCUUCUGUUAACCAGAGGACCCGCACCUACAGCAGCAGUGGCAGCAGUGGUGGUAGUCACCCCAGCAGCAGGAGCAGCAGUCGGGAGAACAGUGGCAGUGGCAGUGUGGGGGUGCCCAUCGCCGUGCCCACCCCGUCCCCACCCAGCGCCUACCCAGGUCACGCUUCUCAGUUCUACAGCAUGAACAGGCCUGUGUCCCGGCACAACCCACCCACAAUUGGGGGCUCUCUGCCCUAUCGACGUCCCCCCUCAGUGACUUCCCAGCCAAAUGUGCAGAACCAGGUCAAUGGAGGCCCCUAUUAUAAUCAGAGUCAAGCCUCCCUCGCUCCCCCACCCCCCUCCAUCCUACAGAUAACUCCCCAGUUACCACUGAUGGGCUUCGUGGCUCGAGUGCAGGAGAACAUUACAGACGCGCCGCCGCCCCCUCCUCCCUCAGACGAGCCAGUGUUUGACGAGUCGCCCCCUCCCCCUCCACCCCUGGAGGACUACGAGGAGGAAGAGUCGGCUGUCGUGGAAUACAGUGACCCCUACGCCGAAGAAGAUCCACCUUGGGCUCCAAGAACCUACCUGGAGAAGGUGGUGGCCAUCUACGACUACACGAAGGACAAGGAGGACGAGCUGUCCUUCCAGGAGGGCGCCAUCAUCUACGUGAUCAAGAAAAACGAUGACGGCUGGUACGAAGGCGUCAUGAACGGCACGACUGGCCUGUUCCCUGGGAACUACGUGGAGUCCAUCAUGCACUACGCCGAAUGAUCCCUGUCCCCGGCCUCUGUAGACCAUUGCUUUGGACUGGAGGAAGGGGGGUGGGGGGAGGGGAGGGGGGCGGUCCGCGUGAGUGAGUGGGGAAGGGAAGGGGGGCAGCGGUGGGAUUUUUUGGGAGUGGUCAAAGACAUUGGGCGGAUUCUUAGCGUUGCAGGAAUCUUGAGGCAACGAGGCAUUAUACAGAUAUGAAGGAAGCAAUCCGUCAUCAAACCACUGUCUUUCCUUUAUUAUGCAGAGAAAUAGAGUGAAGUGACACGUGCUGUUUAAGCACAAAUCUCGCAAGCCGACGUGAAGGCCACCGGGGGUAUUGAUCAGUUUUUAUUUUUUGGUCAAAUAAAACCUGAAAGGUUAAAAGUUACGUUUGCACACGUAGGGGUUGACCAGUGGUUCUGACUGCGUUAAAAAUGGGACAGCUAAUAACAGAUGCACACCUGUAUGUUAAGAAAUUGCACGGAAAUUCUUGCACCUAAUGCAAGAAAUUGUAUAGGGCUAAUAAAGUGAUGUUAUGUUAUGUUAUGUUAAAAGGGAAUUGGAUUUGACUAUUCUGAUUUUUAUUCUAAUUCUAGAAUCAGCACUCCUCAUAUUCAUCAACCAUAAUUCAGGGAGGGGAAAGGGAUGUCCAGAAGCACACUUUUUCUCUUUUUCUUCCUUCUCAAGCUUUAUUGGAUUCUGAUGAUGCCACCAUUAAAACGUGGGGUGGUCCAGAUCCAGCAUACCCAGUAAGAGGUUGCUGCGAUCCAGUAUGAUUGGAAAACUUUGUAACCCAUUUUGGGCACUGAUUCCCAACUCUGGCCAUGAAGGAGCACUGUCUCUUCUAAAUUGUGCAGAUGAGUUCUUCAACACAGGCCAAUUGAUAUUAGUUUUCUAUUGAAGCCAUGUUUGUAAGUCUGACAUGGGAUUUGUAAUUGUCAGCAACACUGCUUCACGCUCUGUGUAACACAACUGCCCUCAUUUAAGUGUGCUGCCUGAAAUGGAACCAGUUGGGCGUCUGCAAAAUUGAAAUUGUGUGCAUCUCUGACAGUGUCACUGCUACUACUGUGGGCAUGUGUGAUAGUGUCACUCCCACCUGUCUGUUUGGUAUCCAUUGAUCAGCUUGCAAGAGGUGUUUAAUAAGAAAUAACAGCAAGCAAAUUGCAGAACGUCUGUGCUGAAGCUGUUGCAUCCUGUGUUCUUGAAGGGUGUUCUUGACACUCAGGAAUGAUCAUAUAGAAACAAGAUAAACAUUGAAACGAGCAAAUAGAUCACUUAAGUCAUCAAUUGGCACUCAAGAUGGAAAGAGAUCCAGCAAUCACAGUGUUCCUUCAGGACCAAGGUUGGGGACCACUGGUUUAGAGAAUGUUUUAAGUUGUUUUUUUCCUGGUUAUUUUCAUUUGUAAUGUCCACAUUGAAAGGCAGAGAUUCAGGUGUUAAAGACAAAAUAAAAUACUUCUGCUUCAAGCCCUUUGCUUUGUGAUCAGUCAGUUUGGCCGGUUGGCCAAAUUGAUCGGCCACAUUCCAGCUGUCAUUUAAGGAUUUUUAAUGUGAUGUAUUGACGGUUUGCAACGGCCACAUGAAUUUGUUCUCCCGGUUCUUGAGUAAAGUGGUUGGUCUUGUAAGUGACAGCUCUGGACAUUCACUGAUCUGUUGCAGGGGGUCGAAAAGACGCCAAAAGCUGAACAGGACCUCGUUUCUCAGGCCCCUGUAAGACAAAGCAUGUGUGAGAUUGUACUCCUUUCCUAAACUUUCAGCAAUGUCUCCACCUGCUUAGAUGUAAAGUGCUUUGGAGGCUAAAAUAAACAGACUCUAGAACAGAAGAAAUAUUGUACACUGACAAAAGGAGUUAUAACUGAGUCUUAAAAUGUCAGUGACAUUAAGGUCAAUCUGUAGCUGACACAGCAGUGUUUUUUUUGCAGUAGCCCAACUGAAUUUGUCGCCGCCAUUGAAGCAGGGGAAAGUGUUUUAGCUUUCCUACUGAUUCCCUGUGAUUUUACUCCAGACUCAGUGACACACUGGUCUUUCUAAUGCUCUCUGAAUACUCUGUUGCAGUAAGAGAUCUGUUUCACCAGUCAGGCUCUCCUACUGCUUACUUUACAAAUCUAACAUUGGUCAACCUCUACAGUCAUGCAGUACUAAUUGUGUAGAUAACCUCAUUGAGUUUGAUGCUUUUUGUAUAAUUUUAUAUUUCUUUUUGAAUUGAUCAAAUCUGUUGUGUAGUGGAUCUAACCUAGAAGCCCUAUCAAUUUGGUAAUGUUGUGUAUGUAGUGCUCAAUUAGACUGCAUGCUCUAAUAAAGCAAACUUUAAAUUAUUUACAUUUCACCCCAUUUUUAUGUUGUUUUUCUUUUUAGUUGUUGUCAUACAAGAAGCUGUAGUGGCCAGUGGAAAAAUGCUCCCAGUAUAUCAGUGAAGUCUUUCUGUUCAACUGGAGGAAAGGAUUCUAGUGCCAUAUAUUUUCUUUUUGACUCGGGUUGGACUCAGCUUAAUGCUUUCAAAGGGAGCUCUGGGAUUCUCGCUGGUCUUGUACUCUAACUCGAGCAAAGGAACGUAUUCCUGCACAUUAAUGGGUACUAAAAACCAAUUAAAAAGGGCCGUGGAUCACAGAUGGAUCCCAAGAUGCACAAGUGAUAUGUACAGGAUGAGGAUGGUGUAAAUCAGUCGUGAUUACACCAAAUAUUAACUUUAUUGUUGAAAAUAGCAUAUGUGUCGAAUUGGCCUGUCGCAGGAUUUUGACAUUUCAACUUGUGUGAUGUGCUUUAUCAGUUCCUCCCCCAGUUUCCAACAACUCAGUAGCAUACUAAACGAGAGACCUUAAGGGUGUGCAUACUGUGUUCUGUAUCUGUAUCACAUACCAUUUACCCAUUUUAAAAUGCAGGUCUAAAAAUAAUUCUGUUGGCUGCUUUUGUCUUUCCAUUGCUGGAUUGAAUUAACUCCAUUGAUUUGUGCUCUUCAAUCAGCCAUUCCUGUUAAUUAAUGGUCUCAGUAAAUUAACUGAUCACCAGUUAAUAGAACAAAAUAGAUGCUUGGAUGAAGAUUUCCUAGAUGACAGAAUGGGAAUCUGAUUACCUCUAUUCUCAAGUUUCACUUUUUUGUUGAUCCCUUGAAUGAUCUGAUUUGUUAAGGAGCUCUGCAGUGAUUAAACACAUCACACAAAUAUAUCACGAAUCCUGUAGGAAAAUUCUAAAAUGUUUUUUUUUUUUCUAGCAAGUGCAAGUGUUUGCCUUUUGAAUUUGAAGUGGUUUCCAGGUCUUUCUUUGCAAUAGUAGUAGGACUGGGAGGAAUGUUACGGGAAUCUAAAGACUUUUAUUUUCUAUUUUUCGGUACUGAAAGCACAGAACAUUUUGUAGCACGGAAUGCUUAAAAAAACGGCUAUUUCUGUUUAGCGUAAGAAAAUUGACUUUUGAAAAGACACCAAUGACAUUAAUAAGUGGGUAAAUCUAAAAUUACAAUGGGUUGUAAAUGACUUUAAAGGUAAGAACUAUUUUCGAUAGGAUCUGAGAAAUUGGGAAGUCUGCUUCAGAAGUAUGGUAUUAAAAAUUUGGGCAAUGCUGUAUCCUGGAUGUGGAGGUGCAAUAUUCAUCUAUGUAUCAAAUCUUUUUUUGAGAGUGGGUCUGUACUUGUGACUCUUGCAUGUAGUUAUCUGUGUUAAUGCACCUAAUAAUUUCUUAGCUGCAGCAGAUUAUUAAAACAUCUUUUAUGGAUCAAA
Messenger RNA from Lepisosteus oculatus (spotted gar), 5259 nucleotides. It is a transcript of the gene abi2b, whose product is annotated as abl-interactor 2b. Gene Ontology annotation, biological process: neuron migration. Gene Ontology annotation, cellular component: lamellipodium; actin-based cell projection; SCAR complex. The record is from RefSeq and is a predicted model, not a curated record. Gene Ontology annotation, molecular function: signaling adaptor activity; SH3 domain binding. Lineage: Eukaryota; Metazoa; Chordata; Actinopteri; Semionotiformes; Lepisosteidae.